AUGACUUCUCCAGUAACUGGAGCAGCUCGCCAAAGUCCCAGAGCGGCGAAAGAGGCCCUAGGCAUCGCAGAAGUGCUCGAAAAUAUCCUCCACAAUCUAACCCUCGCAGAUAUCCUUUGCAACGCACAAACGGUCUCGCCUUUCUGGAGGAACUGCAUCACCGGCUCGCGCAUCCUGAGGCGCAAAUGUCUCUUGCUUCCCUCAACCACCGACGACUACACUGCCGACAACAUCCUCUACAUGAACUUCUCAUGCCCCAUAGCCGCUUAUCAGGACAUUCAUCCUCGUCAAAUCGCCGUAUUCCAGUACUUUAUAGAGAGUCCACGCCCUGUUCUUCUUCAAAUCAGAGGAUUCCUGGACAGGGCUGUGCAUACACAUUUUGACGACUAUCUCACAUUUAUGGCUACGAUGUACAGGACCAGCCCGAAUGAACACCAUCACUUUGAUAUCAACAGCGGGAUCAGGUAUAAAUUCUGGGCCGCUAUGACUCAGGUUCGUGCGGAUGUCGCACAUCCCUUCAUACGCAGGUAUAUGUGGGCGCCACAGCAAUGCUUCUGGACCGGCUAUCGUAAUCGUCUUGUUCUCCUGGUGUUUGACGUUGACAAGCCCAUCACAGGAGACUUUAUCGCUCUGCAGAAAAUUCUUACCACGUUGAAGCAAAUGAUCAGAGAUUGUCCAACGAUCAGCUGUUUAGACGCGCCACUGACUCGGCCCGCUGCAACUACACUGACAUUAUCUCUACAGCGACCGACAAGUAAUGCGUACAAUGAGGGACUUGCACGCACUUAUUGUAAGGAGCGGGAUACGGGCGUCACGAUUAGGGACAUGCUUUUGCUACUAGCGAGGGUGGCGAUUUCGUUGUUUGAGGGAUAUACGGAUCCGCAUCGACCGCUUACUAUGGAUACUACAAGGCUAAUGAUUGCAUGCGCUCGGAGUCUUCAGGCGUUGCUGAAAUAA
Parastagonospora nodorum SN15 is the source of this 957-nucleotide messenger RNA. RefSeq lists its product as hypothetical. Lineage: Eukaryota; Fungi; Ascomycota; Dothideomycetes; Pleosporales; Phaeosphaeriaceae. The transcript has a single exon. The coding region runs from base 1 to 957 and encodes 318 amino acids. Gene Ontology annotation, molecular function: protein binding. The record is from RefSeq and is a predicted model, not a curated record.